Xenopus laevis (African clawed frog) is the source of this 2101-nucleotide messenger RNA. It is a transcript of the gene pcbp3.L, whose product is annotated as poly(rC) binding protein 3 L homeolog. Gene Ontology annotation, molecular function: RNA binding; DNA binding; nucleic acid binding. The record is from RefSeq and is marked provisional. Gene Ontology annotation, cellular component: cytoplasm. NCBI's taxonomy places the organism in Eukaryota, Metazoa, Chordata, Amphibia, Anura, Pipidae.
GCAGCAGCAGAAGCCGCAGCUCUCGUCAGCCCCUCCCGCCGUCGCCAUUCCUCGCCCGCCCGGCUCUCUCCUUCCCUCCCUCCCCGGGGCCUCUCGCCUCCGGACCGUUCCUUCCUCCCCAUUCCUCCCUUGUUUUCCUACCCCCUCUCCCCAUUUUCUUUAUUGUUCUCACACCUUACGGCGGUCACCCCUCGUCCUUUGUAACUCCGCAGUCUUGUCUCAUCCUGUGACCAAAGAUUUGACUACUUUGUACAGCUUCUGACAAUAGCCCUGAUCCAACAGAACUAGAAUUAUCAUGGACACCAGUGUGAUUGAAGGAGGCCUGAAUGUUACACUCACCAUCAGAUUGCUUAUGCAUGGGAAGGAAGUUGGAAGCAUUAUUGGGAAGAAAGGGGAAUCUGUUAAAAAGAUGCGUGAAGAAAGUGGUGCUCGGAUUAACAUCUCAGAGGGAAAUUGUCCAGAAAGGAUAAUAACCCUGGCAGGUCCUACGAAUGCCAUCUUUAAAGCUUUCUCUAUGAUAAUCGAUAAACUGGAAGAGGAUAUCAGCAGCUCCAUGACCAACAGCACUGCAUCUAGCAAACCUCCGGUUACCUUGCGUCUGGUGGUUCCAGCCAGUCAGUGUGGAUCCCUCAUUGGCAAAGGAGGUUGCAAAAUAAAGGAAAUUAGAGAAAGUACAGGGGCUCAAGUACAAGUGGCUGGGGACAUGCUGCCUAAUUCUACAGAGCGAGCAAUCACCAUUGCUGGCAUUCCGCAAUCCAUUAUAGAGUGUGUCAAGCAGAUCUGUGUAGUCAUGCUGGAGUCUCCCCCUAAAGGUGUCACCAUCCCAUACCGGCCUAAACCCUCCAGUUCACCUGUAAUCUUUGCAGGUGGUCAGGUGUCGCGCCAAGCCGGAGGGCACGCAUGUGAGACUGACCUGUGGGAGGGGCGAAGGUCCCACACAGGGGGGGUCUCCCUAGAUGCUGUGGAUCUCCAUGGGGCUUACACCAUCCAAGGACAAUAUGCCAUUCCUCAGCCUGAUCUGACCAAGUUGCACCAACUAGCAAUGCAGCAGUCUCACUUUCCUAUGUCCCAUAGUGGCAACACUGGAUUCAGUGGUGGGAUUGAUGCUUCAGCUCAGACGACAUCCCAUGAACUCACCAUUCCAAAUGAUCUCAUUGGUUGCAUCAUUGGACGGCAGGGAGCUAAAAUAAAUGAAAUUCGUCAGAUGUCUGGGGCUCAGAUAAAAAUAGCUAACCCUGUGGAGGGUUCAAAUGAUCGCCAGGUGACCAUCACUGGAUCCACAGCCAGCAUUAGUUUGGCCCAAUACCUUAUUAAUGUCAGGCUUUCUUCAGAAGCCGGUGGCAUGGGAAGCAGUUAGACGUCUUCAGCAUCUCCUGUUUAGCUCACUGUCAGUCUGCACAUACUGCAAACAGCUUUUUUUCAGGUUUUAACUAGUUUGCAAACAGUUUCCUUUUGCUUUCUCUCUUCCACUCGUGGUUUUUUGAGGAUAUUUUUAAUUAAAUUUUCCCCCUUCCAGCUGUUAAAACCUGUUGAUACAGAUUUUAGUUUUCUAAAAGUAUGUCCCGUACCCUAUGAAUUUUUUUUUUUUUUUUUUUAAGGUUUAAAGUCACAUUGUAAAGAGUGGGGUAAUAAAUGCAUUUCAAUUUAGUUCUGUAAUGUCAGGAAUUUUUCAGAAAACAAGUAAAUAAAGACAGACUGGAACUUGUGUGGCCUUUCUUCUUUGUUCUUAUUCUGGAUCCAUUGCUAAUGUUCAGUUUUUAGUAAAGAGCACUUUUCCAUGAAAAUGAACUUGUAGUGUUCUCAGAGCACCAACUUGAAAACCACAGAGUUUGAAGCUUUUUGUUUUCUGCCCAGAACUGUCUCUUUAGGUGUUUUGCCAACGUGCUGAACUACCUACGUAAUCAAUUGUUCCAAAUGUGUAUUCUUUAAAGCAUCUCUAACUCGUGCGCUCUUUAAAUUUAAGGAGCGAUGUCUCUUUAAAGGGGUAAUAGCCCAACUUUUUUUUUUUUAAAUCUUUAAUUUUUAUGCAGAAUUGGUGCUGUACAGUUUUCUGUUACUAAAUAUAUAUACAGUUUAAAUAAAAUUACCUAUUUAAAACUGA